AUGAAGGACACGCGCACAAUGGGAGAGUCAACACCGAUCUGCCGCUGCCGGGUGUUGUACCUGGGCAGCGCCGUGCCUCGGCAGAGCAAGGAUGGGUUGCAGGGCAUCCAGGAGCCCUUGCGCAGUCUCUACCCGUCCGAAGGUGCCCUCGGUGCGAAGGGCAUCGAUUCAUGGUUGAGCGUUUGGUCGAAUGGUAUUCUGCUCGAGAACGUGGACGAAAAUCGCAAGCAGGUGACCCGUUUCUUCCCGAUCGACUCGCUGCAUUACUGUGCCGCCGUACGGCAGGUGUUGAUUCCGGAGCGUGGUAACAACAACCCGGAGCCAAAGUUUCUGCCGCUGGAUUCGCCGUUUGCGCGUACACCUCGCGCCCAGCAUCCGCCAAUUUUCGCGGCCAUUUUGAGGCGUACUACCGGCAUUAAGGUGCUCGAGUGUCACACGUUCAUCUGCAAGCGUGAAGCGGCCGCAAAUGCGCUCGUGCGCUGUUGUUUCCACGCGUACGCUGAUAACUCGUAUGCUCGGCAGCUUGAAGGUGGUUCCGGAAGUGGAGGAUCGAGCAGUGUGUAUGGCACCAUCGGUGGAAAAUCGAACGGCACCGGUGAUGGCUGGCGAUCACGUGCUGGCAGUACGACUACGCUGAAUAGCGUUGGUGUUGGUCGGCAGACGAUGAACGGCGUUGGUGACGCGUACACGGUGAAGAAUCUAUAUGCAAGCAGCGCAGAUCUGGAGGUGGUUGACGACGGUGAAAGCUCGCUGUACAAUGGCGACGAAAAUCACAAGGUGUGGAACGGCUCGACCGAUCAGAUCGAUGGCAUCGGCUUUGGUAACGAUGGUCACUACGAUAUCUACUCCGGGCCCGGCGGUCUCGGUGGCAGCACCGGUGGUGGUGGUGGUGGCGGCGUGGGCGGUGGCUCCACCCUUGGCCGCCCGGCACGCGCGCGUCAGAUAAGCGCCCCGGUGCCCGUCCCACCGCCCCCAAAAGAGGAACCGAAAAAGUCCAAAAAGGACAAAAAGGCAUCGAAAAGCGCACACCAGCAGCAACACCAGCAGGUAGGCAGUCAAAGUUUAUCCGGUACGCUUAUAAGACCACGUCCCAUGCACAUGAAUCCACUAGGUCGGUCAGCCGGCUCCGCCGCAGCAAUGGCCGCCGCGGCAGCCGCACAUCAUGGCCUGAUGCUGUACCACCCCCAUCCCGGUAUGAUGGCGGGCCAUCCCGGCGCGGGUCCUCCGCCACCACCGCCACCGCUGCCACCGCAGGUUCCGGGACGCCAGUUUCAUACGCUUGGGCCACGCAGCAUGAACGGUGGCGGUGGUACGGUGGCGGCGGCGCUGGCCGCCGGCCUUCCUCCCCAUCCCUCCAUGCUCCAUCCCCACCACCCCCACCACCAUCAUCCCCACGCCCAGCUGCAUCCGGGCAUGGGUCUUGCGCAUCCCGGGAUGCAUCCACACGCCGGCAUGACGCUGCCGGCCAUGAUGCUGGCGCCUCAGUACGCAACGCUGCAGCAUCCGCGCACGAGCAAGAAGAAAAAGGACAAGGGCAAGGCGGUGAACGGAAGCAACGGGAGCAUCCCGAUCGGGGUGCCCGUCGUGCCACCGAUGUUCGCGUAUCCACCACCACCGAAUGGCAGCGGUGGUCCAGGAUCGCUCGCGGACAGCCGACCGCUGUCGUUGAGCAGCCGCAAGCUGGCACAAUCGGCCGCCGCCGGGUUGGAUGACGCCUCGGGGCAUUCGGGUGCGGAGUCACCGGGUGGGACGGGCAUCUACCGGCGCAAGGGGCACCUGAACGAGCGCGCCUUCAGCUACUCGAUCCGGCAGGAGCAUCGCAGCCGCAGCCAUGGUUCGCUCGCUAGUCUACAGUUCAACCCGCCCGACAUGAAGAAGGAGCGUGAGAUCGCGCAGAUGGUGGCCGGGCUCGAGUUGACGGAUGAUGCUACGCUCCGGCGUCGCUCGGAGGUGGCCGGUUCGUCUGGCACGUUUGGGAAACCGAGACGAUGA
Messenger RNA from Anopheles nili, 1992 nucleotides. RefSeq lists its product as uncharacterized. Lineage: Eukaryota; Metazoa; Arthropoda; Insecta; Diptera; Culicidae. The record is from RefSeq and is a predicted model, not a curated record. Bases 1 to 1992 code for a protein of 663 amino acids. The transcript has 2 exons.